AUGUCGAGCAAAAAGGCAAAGACCAAGACCAUCAAGAAGCGCCCUCAGCGUGCAACAUCCAACGUGUUUGCCAUGUUCGAUCAGUCACAGAUACAGGAGUUCAAAGAGGCCUUCAACAUGAUUGAUCAGAACAGAGAUGGCUUCAUUGACAAGGAAGAUCUGCAUGAUAUGCUUGCUUCUCUAGGGAAGAAUCCGACUGAUGCGUACCUCGAUGCCAUGAUGAGUGAGGCUCCGGGCCCCAUCAAUUUCACCAUGUUCCUUACGAUGUUUGGGGAGAAGCUAAAUGGGACUGAUCCAGAAGACGUCAUCAGAAACGCUUUUGCUUGCUUUGAUGAGGAAGCAACAGGUGGGUGCUAUUUAUUUAUUUAUGCCCAGCUUUAUUCCAGAGAAGUGGAUGAGCUGUACAGAGAAGCACCUAUUGACAAAAAGGGGAAUUUCAAUUAUAUUGAGUUCACGCGCAUCCUUAAACAUGGAGCAAAAGACAAGGAUGACUGA
Orycteropus afer afer is the source of this 495-nucleotide messenger RNA. Its product is annotated as myosin regulatory light chain 12B-like. Gene Ontology annotation, molecular function: calcium ion binding. Bases 1 to 495 code for a protein of 164 amino acids. Gene Ontology annotation, cellular component: stress fiber; cytoplasm; myofibril. The record is from RefSeq and is a predicted model, not a curated record. The transcript has 3 exons. Lineage: Eukaryota; Metazoa; Chordata; Mammalia; Tubulidentata; Orycteropodidae.